ACUGCUCAUCAACAACUGACUGGCCAGACAUAACAACAGCUUCCCCCUCCUGCUUGUAUAACUGUGGAUAUGAUUUUGGCAGCUGUUCAUGCACCAGCUACUGUCAGUACUAUGGCAACUGUUGUCAUGACUUUGAGUAUUAUUGCCCAGUGUCAACAACAUCAUGGCCAACCCUGUCUACAGCUUCCCCCUCCUGCUUGUAUAACUGUGGAUAUGAUUUUGGCAGCUGUUCAUGCACCAGCUACUGUCAGUACUAUGGCAACUGUUGUCAUGACUUUGAGUAUUAUUGCCCAGUGUCAACAACAUCAUGGCCAACCCUGUCUACAGACUGCUUUAUUCUGCUCUCCAGAGAAUCCCCCUGCAUGUGGAGGACACCUGUAUGGUUCUGGGCUAAUUUCCAGCCCUAAUUACCCCAACUAUUACCACGACAAUGCGUACUGUGUGUGGUAUCUCUCUGCUCAGCAAGGCCAGAGGAUAUUCCUGUCAUUUGCUGAUGUGCAAUUGGAGCGCUGCUGUAACUGUGAUUACAUUUCUGUGUAUGACGGUCCAUCCACUGGUUAUCCACGGCUGGGACAGGUCUGCUUCAAUAACAUCACUCAUCAGGCCUUUCACUCUUCUUCACGUUACCUGACUGUUCUCUUCAGAAGUGACUACUCUGGUGUCAGCCAUGGUUUUAAGGCCCUGUUCACUAGCUCUCUGACUGCAGAUCAAGGUCGUGUGGAUUGUUCCUCAGACAACAUGGUCAUUGUCAUUCGAACAUCUUACCUGAACUCGCUUGGAUUCAGUGGAAAUGAUCUUUAUGUGGAUGACCAUCGAUGCAGACCCACUAUUGCCAGUACUGAGGUUGUGUUUCGCUUCUCUCUCGACACUUGUGGGACCAGCAAAGAGAUGAUGAAUGGUUAUGUGACUUACACCAACAAUGUGCGUGCAUCUCAGUCUCAGUCGGGCGAGAUCACGCGCCAGUCACAGUUUCUAUUGCAUGUGGGCUGCCGAAUGGAGCCAGACACCAUGGUGGAGAUUUUCUACAAAGCCAAAGAGAAUAUCAAUGCCAACAUAACUGGAAUGGGCCGCUUCAAUGCAAGCAUAGCCUUCUACAGCUCCGACGGAUUCUACCAGCCAGUUUACGACUCUCCAUUUGAGGUGACCCUUAACCAGUUUCUGUAUGUUCAAGUUCAGCUAGACAGACGUGACAACAGCCUAGAUCUGUUUCUGGACACCUGUGUAGCAUCUCCAUAUGCCAAUGACUUCCAAACCCAAUCCUAUGACCUGUUGCGCAAUGGAUGUGCCAGAGACAGCACAUACUAUUCCUACACCAGUGGUCAGCACUACUAUGCUCGGUUCCGUUUCCAGGCUUUCAAGUUCCUCCGGACUCAUGCCUAUGUGUACCUGCAGUGUAAGGUGAUCAUCUGCCCUGACAACGAUCACAACUCUCGCUGUCGCCAAGGUUGCCGCUUACGCCGCAGGAGAUCCCUUGACACCACCAACCACACCAACACUGUGAUACUGGGGCCAAUCAAACUCAAAGGAGGAAGGCCUGGCGUGGAGCAGUCGGAGAAGAAAAAGGAGUGAAAUGAUCAUCUUCAACCUUCACCAUUAAUCUGUCUCAAUUAACCAUCCAGCAAAUGGAUUGAAAUAAAAAUUGUAUUCUUCAAGUCA
Messenger RNA from Xyrauchen texanus (razorback sucker), 1656 nucleotides. Its product is annotated as CUB and zona pellucida-like domain-containing protein 1. The transcript is spliced from 11 exons. The record is from RefSeq and is a predicted model, not a curated record. Bases 70 to 1569 code for a protein of 499 amino acids. Lineage: Eukaryota; Metazoa; Chordata; Actinopteri; Cypriniformes; Catostomidae. Gene Ontology annotation, cellular component: cell surface.